Molecule: messenger RNA, 2756 nt
Organism: Delphinapterus leucas (beluga whale)
Lineage: Eukaryota; Metazoa; Chordata; Mammalia; Artiodactyla; Monodontidae
Source: RefSeq, a predicted model, not a curated record
CUGGGACACUAACCAGCCCCCCGAGUUCUGGCUCGUCCCUAUCCCCGGGGAGUCCCUCAGCCCUCCCACGACUCCAAGGGUGGGCCGGAAGCUUCUUGGUCAGUUCGUUUCCCAACUGGUGGGUUGCAACAUCCCGGGCCAGUUAACCCCAGGAGUGGCCGCGGCGGACGACUCCGCCCCUGCCCAGCAGGGGGCGUGCCUGCCCCGCCCCAUUUCUGUCCGCGGGGCCGCUCCCCUGGCCCGCGCCUCCGCAGACUCCGGCUCUGUCUCUCCCGGGACAGGGGUCAGGUCCGAGCCCCGUGGAGGCUCUCGGAGCGCAGCUUGGCCCAGCCUACCCGCGCCGGAGGCCAUGGCGGGCACCCUGGACCUGGACAAGGGCUGCACGGUGGAGGAGCUGCUCCGUGGUUGCAUUGAAGCCUUCGGCACUCAGGAAAUGACCUCUGGAUUCUUGACCCCGUGGAACCCGUCUCCUUCCGCCCCAGCUGGUUCCCCUCCAGACUACAGGCCCGACUCAGACGCUCCUCUCCUCUAGUUCCUCGGAUCCUGCCUUAUCCCUCUUCCACCCUACCUUUACUUUAUAAUCUGCCUCCUGGUUUCGGAGCCCUCGGAAAGCCGGAGGCGGCCGGGAGCCAGAAACCCGGCAGGCUGCGGGGUAGGGUUUAGGGACCGAAGCUGCGGGACGUAGGGUCAACCCGCUUCUCCUUGACCCCUCGGAGUUAGAUGACUCCGGGAAGGUGCGGGACCCGCAGCUGGUGCGCAUGUUCCUCAUGAUGCACCCCUGGUACAUCCCUUCCUCUCAGCUGGCGGCAAAACUGCUGUACGUCUACCAACAAUCCCGGAAGGACAACUCCAGUUCGCUUCAGGUGAAAACAUGCCAUCUGGUCAGGUACUGGAUCUCAGCAUUCCCAGCAGAGUUUGACUUGAAUCCUGAGCUCGCUGAGCAGAUCAAGGAGCUGAAGGCUCUGCUAGACCAAGAAGGGAACCGCCGGCACAGCAGCCUCAUCGACAUCGAGAGCGUCCCCACCUACAAGUGGAAUCGGCAGGUGACCCAGAGGAACCCUGUGGAACAGAAAAAGCGCAAGAUGUCCCUGUUGUUUGACCACCUGGACCCCAUGGAGCUGGCAGCACAUCUCACCUACUUGGAAUAUUGCUCCUUUUGCAAGAUCCUGUUCCAGGACUAUCACAGUUUUGUGACUCACGGCUGCACCGUGGACAACCCUGUCCUGGAGCGAUUCAUCUCCCUCUUCAACAGUGUCUCGCAGUGGGUGCAACUCAUGAUUCUCAGCAAGCCCACAGCCCCGCAGCGGGCCCUGGUCAUCACACACUUCGUCCACGUUGCAGAGAAACUCCUGGAGCUGCAGAAUUUCAACACGCUGAUGGCGGUGGUCGGGGGCCUGAGCCACAGCUCCAUUUCCCGCCUCAAGGAGACCCACAGCCACGUGAGCCCAGAGACCAUCAAGCUCUGGGAAGGUCUGACAGAACUAGUGACGGCCACUGGUAACUAUGGCAACUACCGGCGCCGGCUGGCAGCCUGCGUGGGUUUCCGCUUCCCCAUCUUGGGUGUGCACCUCAAGGACCUGGUGGCCCUGCAGCUGGCACUGCCUGACUGGCUGGACCCCACCCGGACCCGACUUAAUGGGGCCAAGAUGAAGCAGCUCUUCAGCAUCCUGGAGGAGCUGGCCAUGGUGACCAGCCUUCAGCCCCCAGUGCAAGCCAACCCCGACCUGCUGAGCCUGCUGACGGUGUCUCUGGAUCAGUAUCAGACAGAGGAUGAGCUCUACCAGCUGUCCCUGCAGCGGGAACCGCGCUCCAAGUCCUCGCCAACCAGCCCCACCAGCUGCACGCCGCCUCCCCGGCCCCCGGUGCUGGAGGAGUGGACCUCAGCGGCCAAACCCAAGCUGGAUCAUGGACUCAUGGUGGAGCACAUUGAGAAGAUGGUGGAGUCUGUGUUCCGGAACUUCGAUGUCGAUGGGGACGGCCACAUCUCACAGGAGGAGUUCCAGAUCAUCCGUGGGAACUUUCCUUACCUCAGCGCCUUUGGGGACUUCGACCAGAACCAGGACGGCUGCAUCAGCAAGGAGGAGAUGGUCUCCUACUUUCUGCGCUCCAGCUCUGUGCUGGGUGGCCGCAUGGGCUUCGUACACAACUUCCACGAGAGCAACUCCUUGCGCCCGGUCGCCUGCCGCCACUGCAAGGCCCUGAUCCUGGGCAUCUACAAGCAGGGCCUCAAAUGCCGAGGUGAGAUGGAGUUGCAAGGCUGCUGGGCUGAGUUUUUUGGGAAGAGUUACUAUCUGGCCUGUGGUGUUAACUGCCACAAGCAGUGCAAGGAUCGUCUGUCAGUUGAGUGCCGGCGCCGGGCCCAGAGUGUGAGUCUGGAGGGGUCUGCACCCUCACCCUCACCCACACAUACCCACCAUCGCGCCUUCAGCUUCUCCCUGCCCCGCCCUGGCAGGCGAGGCUCCCGGCCUCCAGAGAUCCGAGAGGAGGAGGUUCAGACGGUGGAGGAUGGCGUGUUUGACAUCCACUUGUAAUUGAUGCUGUGACUGGAUCAAGCACUCAUGCCUGCUUUGGAGAAAAGACUUGGACCAGAGCAGGGAGCCUGGGGUGCUGCGGCAGCAGGCCGGGGCUGGGGGGCGGGGUGUGAGGGUGGCAUGCAGCUGAGGGCAGGGCCAGGGCUGGUGUCCCUAAGGUUGUACAGAUUCUUGUGAAUAUUUGUGUUUUCCACAUGGAAUAAAGGCCCAAGUAAUUAACCUGGA